UCAAGUCUUGAGAUUGGACGCAACUGGGGAGUUGUUGAGAUGCUUGAUGUCAGUUAUUGAAUGUCUUCUUUAUCGAUCAGUGAUUUUAUCGCAUAGCCUGUGAUGCUUUCCUUGAUAAUUUUGCAGAAACGAAAAUAUGUUUUGUUUUGAUGCUGGGCAAAGAUACCUCAAAAAAAGAAUUUGAUCUGAUUAAAAAGACGAUAAAGUGAAGUGAAGGGCAGAGGGUGAUAGCUUUUCUGCAUCUCAUUUCUACGUCCAGAAAACUGACUUGAGUCCUUGGGAGAACUAUGAGUCAUACUAUUUUGUUAGUUAUGCCGGAAAACAUGUCAUGUUUUAUUACUCUUAUCUCCUGGCGACCAUGAUUGGCUGCGCAACCUUUCAAGCCUUACUCGAAAGAGCUCACCUUAUGUCGACAAUUCGAGUGAUUCUGACUAUGAGACGUUCUCACGGGUUCAAAAUAUCAUCGAAUUGGAGUUUUGACCAAGUAACAUGCUUGAACUAAUAGUUUGCAAGACAACUUGGUUUUAUUAACUGAGUUCAUAAUUUAAGUGGCUCCAGUUAAAACAUCGUUUUCAUCGGUAUCGGGGAAUACGCCAAAUUAUCAGAAUUGAAUGGAAUGGCAACUAAAGAUGGCAUAGCGCGUCAAUUUGGAGAAUACGGGUCACCCGAGACGUUGGGGACAGCUGUCAUACAAGGUAAUUUGAGGAGGUUUAACAUUAUGAUAAGACAGAACACCUUCUAAGAAUGAUUAUUUCCUAUUUGGUUUCGGAAAGUUUUACAUGUCAUUGUUACAAUUCCAAUUGAGAAGUUUUUAGCGGUGAUAUAUUAUUAAAAGCUCUCAGAUCUCUCUCCACUGCGCGGAAGUGUGACUGGUUUUAUAAUUGAUAUGUUUCACUUUCCUUGCAGCUAUCGAGGGAAAGAACAUCUAUGAGAAAUACAAGGAUUACUUUACGACUCCUUAUUUCGUCUUUUUUCGCGACACCUUGAGCUAUCUUACCCUCCUUGGUCUUCACUUCGCCAUUUGCCUGUCCCCUUCAACUGUUGCCUUCAGUCAACUAGAAUGGGUCAUUUUAGUUUUUUACCUGGGACGCGUUUUAAUGGAGGCGGAUCAGUUUUUUAGAAAUAAAAAGGCUGGAAUAAAAGAACGAAAGGAUGGCUACCAACCAGUUGACCCAGGAGACGGCGAUAUCUUGCAAACGAAACUUACUCAUUAUUUCAGUGACCAUUGGAAUGUGGUUGACUUUAUCAUUCUUGUUUUCUACCUGAUUACCUUCGUCUUACGCAUAAUCACAUGGAAAAACUCCACAGAGGUAUCAGACAACAGACUCUUGGCUGUGUCAGGGUAUCUCUAUGGCUUUAUCGCCAUGCUUCUCACACUGAGAGCCUUUGGUCAAGUCAGUGAGCGCGUGCGGGGAAUGGGUGAAAUACAGAUCGCUUUGUUCUUUGUCAUGCGGGAUGUCAUGACAAUAUUGUGGCAGUUUUUGGCCACGAUUCUGGCAUUUUCUUUGGCCAUGACCAAAGUUUAUGUCGCCGAGAAAGCCUAUACCUCAGGAAAAGAUUCCGCGAAGGAUUUGGCCUGCAGCGAAUCAGGGCUAAUUUGUUGGUGGACUAUGGCGACACACCUUGGUUGGUCAUUACUGCACUUAGCUAACUUGGAUGCAUUUAACUCCGUCGACGGUCCUUCCGUUUCUCUUAUUCAUGUGCUGUACUGCUUCUUCUUAAUCAUGGCAGUAAUUCUUCUCGCGAACAUGAUGAUUGCUUUGCUCUCUAAUUCCUAUCAGCGGGUUCAGGAUAAUGCACUCCAGGAGUGGUCUUUCAAGAGAGCCAUUACUGUUAGGACUUACAGUACCUAUCAUCCAAUACCAGUCCCUUUCAACCUUUUGUCGAUCCCACUGAUUGCACUCUGGAACCUCUGUCGAAAGUGUUCGUGCAAAACAUCGUCAGACAGUCCUGAUUCGCCUGAGGGCGGACGGAGAGAAGCUCUAGAUAAAGUGGUGAAGAAACUACAAACGAUGUACUUCGAGAAAUAUGGUUAUGAAUUUCCCCUCGCAGAGGGGAAAAAGAUAGAUCACUUGGUGCAAGAAAAUGAAGGAAGUCGAAAAUUGACCAAUCAGAUAGUUUGGCAAGUAUUCCGACCACGUGGAAACAAGGAGGAGAAACUUGCGUCUGGCCAAAGCGCGUGGUAUGAUUCGCCGGGGAUUUCUGUCGAUGGCUGUCUCCUGACUUACUUGGGAUCUGAUUUCUGCGACACAUGCAAAAGAGGAGAGCCUAAGGAAAUUCACAGUGCCAAAUUUAAGUCUCCCUUUACACCAGAGACGCCACGAUUUGAGGUUCUUAUUCAGGAGACUGGGGAGAGGCGUAUUGUGGCACUUGGUGUUGUGCAUAAGUCUUACGACUGUCACAAAAUGCCUGGCUGGUAUACAGGAACAGUCGGUUACCACGUAGACGAUGGGAAAAUUUUUGACACUGGCUGCCAUAAGCAUGGAAGAGAAGUCGAAGGGGCCAUGGCUUACCGCGGUGAUCUCAUCGCCUGUGAGGUUGAUUUUGGAGAAGCCUCUAAGGGUAAAAUCACUGUGUUCUUCACCUUGAACGGUAAAGAAGUAGAGCAUUCUUCGAUGGAGUAUACCUCAGGAAAAGAACUAUUUCCCUUCGUCUCCUUGGGAUUUAAAGGCAUUACUGUGCUCACGAAGAUGUGCCAUCGUGACAGAGGCCGUUUCAGUAGAGUGACAAAUGAAGAAAUUCAGGAGGAAAUUGGAACUCUGAGAAGUGAUGUUCAGCAUCUACUUGUCGAGCAAGAGAGGAUGUUUUCGGAAAUGAGAAAUUUAAUACUGCUUUCGAAGGAAGUAAAGGAUAAAGAAGAGCAAGAAGAAACUACUUAGAAACAGGCUGAUAAUUUGAGUUAAGUCUUCGGAUAAUAAUGUAUUGUGCGCAGUUUGAUGGAUCAGAGUUAAUCAGUUGUAAGCUUGCAGCUAUAGUUUCAACAUUUCCUGAAUUUUUCAAUGGAGGGUGGAAAAUAAAGUAGCUUUUAUCAUCUCUGUAAUUGUUCGAGAACACUGAUUUAUUUAGCUUAGGCUCAAUUUAUUUUUGUAUGUCUGCUGCUAGACACGUCCUUGCAAAUUAUUUGGAAGAAUGUAAAGUUAAAUCAAGAGAUCAUUUUGCUAAUGAGUUAAUGUGUUAUUGUGUUUGCUGUAGAACGUGUCAAUAUUGAAUACUGAAUUGUUUCCUUUCGUUUAAGAUGAAACAGAACGCAUUCAGAACAGUUUGUGCGAACUACAAAUACUCUGCUCACCAACCACAUAAUCUUAAGUUUG
This is a messenger RNA of Stylophora pistillata, 3311 nucleotides long. Its product is annotated as transient receptor potential-gamma protein. The record is from RefSeq and is a predicted model, not a curated record. Gene Ontology annotation, biological process: calcium ion transmembrane transport; regulation of cytosolic calcium ion concentration. Gene Ontology annotation, molecular function: inositol 1,4,5 trisphosphate binding; store-operated calcium channel activity; protein binding. Gene Ontology annotation, cellular component: plasma membrane; cation channel complex. Lineage: Eukaryota; Metazoa; Cnidaria; Anthozoa; Scleractinia; Pocilloporidae.